CGGAAGCGCCUCGGCCUCUGAUCGCCGGGAUCAAAGGGUGGCGGCGCAGCGAGCUAUGGGGUGCGGGGGCGCCCCGCAGGCGGGCGCGGGCCGGCCGGGCCUCGGUGCCGCGUGUUGAGGGGAGCGGCGCUGCGGGGUCGUUGCGCGGCCGUUCCGGGGGGCCGCGGCUGCCGCCCCCCUUCCUGCUGCUGCCUCGGCCUCUCUGCCCCGUGCCCUUCCUCCGCCUUCGCCGGCGAGAACAGGCUCGGAACGCGCAGUGAGCGGGCGCGGGUCUCCUCCGAGGCGGCGAGCCGCAGCCGGCGGUCCGCCUUUGUCUCUUGCGCUGUGUCCAGCAUUGCAAAGGCGUCAGCGCUAAAUUCCCAGGGGCUGAGAAGAUCCCAGGCUGCCUUUCUUGACCUACUGCCCUUUUUUUUUUUUUUCCCCCUAAAUUUUUUUUCUGUAUGCUUAAAGACUAAGUCUUUGGCCUGAUUUUUUUUUUUUUUAAAUUAUUUUUUUCUUCUUCCAUGUUUAAGUAUCUGCAUUGAAUGAACUAAUAAAGAUGGAUAAGAAAUCAUUUGAAACCGUGCUGGAUGAAAUUAGAAAGGCUGUAUUGACUGAGUACAAAUUAAAAGCUAUUGAAUAUGUUCAUGGAUACUUUUCUAGUGAACAGGUUGUUGAGUUGCUGAGAUACUUUUCCUGGGCUGAACCACAGCUCAAGGCAAUAAAGGCUUUACAACAUAAAAUAGUGGCAGUUCCGGCGUCAAAAAUGGUUAAUAUUCUCAACUGCUUCACAUUCAGUAAAGAUAAACUUAUUGCCCUUGAAAUCUUAGCUUCCAACAUUGUUGAUGCUCAGAAUUAUCGCCUUAUUGAAGAUCUGUUCAGAAUUAAUAUGUCAGAGAAGAAAAGAUGCAGAAGAAUUCUUGAACAGGCUUCAAAAACGGGUUGUAAGGCUCCUCAUGCUAUGAUAUCAUCCUGUGGCAUGAUUCCUGGCAACCCUUAUCCCAAGGGCAAACCAAGCCGCAUAAAUGGAAUUUUCCCAGGAACCCCUAUCAAAAAGGACACAGAAGAAUGUACUAAUGAAGGAAAGGGAAUAGCAGCCCGUAUACUUGGACCAUCCAAACCAGCUCCAUCAACCUACAAUCCACACAAACCAGUUCCAUACCCCAUCCCACCAUGUCGGCCACAUGCAACUAUUGCACCAAGUGCUUACAACAAUGCUGGCUUAGUUCCAAUGGCUAACGUCAUAGCUCCAGGCUUACCAGCUCCUCCCCCAUACACUCCUAAUCAAGUGGUAUCAGAAAAUGAGGACCUUUCCAGCCAGGCAAAACCUUCCCAAAAUCAAGCUUUUUCUGCACAAGCGAAUCAGCUCUUUACUCCUCAUGGUUCUAAUCCUUCAACACCUGCUGCUACUCCAGUCCCUACCCCAUCACCUGUCAAGGCAAUAAGCCAUCCAUUAGCACCUGCAACUCCACUCAUCUCUGGGAUGAACAUGUCUACCCCUGUCCUUCCUGUUUUCCCAGGACAGGUCUCCUCUUCCAUCCAUACAUCUCAGCCAUCCACCCCAACCCCUACUGUCAUCAAAUCUCUUUCAUUGCCUGGUGUUCCUGUCACAUCUGUUCACAGUGCAACCUCUACCCCUAUCCCUGCAGUUUUUUCUGGGCUGGCUUCUAUACCCACUGCUACGCCAGCUCCGCAAGGUUCUUCCACACCGUGUGCCACACCUGCACCUAGCGAAGCUUUCGCAUCUGCUACUGCACCAUUUGCUGGCCUCCCGUUUUCUGCAACCUCUUCAAUUGCUUCCGCUAAUAAUCCCACUCCAUUGUCAUCAGUUUUUGCUGGCCUCCCUUUGUCCUUGCCACCCAACGCCCAAGGGAUUUCUAGUCCUGUUCCAUCUACAAUUGUUAAUUCUCCCGCCACUACCAUUCCUGGUUCACUUAGCUUGCCUAACCCAAUUUUGUCUGUCUUAAAGGGAUUUCUGACAUCAAAUGACACUUCAUUAAUCAAUUCAUCUGCUUUACCUUCUGCUAUGACAAGUGAGCUUGCUUCUUUAUCUGCUCUUGCUAAUCAAAGCUCUGACCCUCCCACUUCCUCUGUCAACAAAUGUUACACUCCAUCAGCCACCCCCACCCCACAGCGUUCCUCCACACCCGGCCUGGCCAUUUUUCCAGGUCUUCCAUCCCCAUCUGUAGCCAAUUCUAGUUCCACUCCUCCAACAUUGCCUGCACAGUCACCUUUAACCACUUCGCCAUCGAUUAUGCCAGUCAACUGUGGCUCAUCAGCCUCCCUCUUGCAUGGCACAAGCCCUACUAAUCCUGAUCAGCAGCUGUCAUCAGCCCCAGCUGCCACAAGUAUCCCAGUUCUGGUCAAAACAGAACCCAUGAGUCCUACCCUCUCGGCCUUCAAAGGUCCUACUCAUUCGGCUGGCCCUUCUCAUGGCACUAUAGGGCUGUCAGCACUCGGGCGUGCAUACACCUCAGCAGCUUCAGUGCCAGUCAGUUUACCCAGUUCCCUGAAUCCAGCGCUGUCAGGUCUCUCCUCUUUGAGUGCUCCUCUAAACAAUUCCAGUUCUCUGGCUUCCAUUUCCCUCGCCCCACAUGGCUCCUCUGCUCCUAUUGCCCCUGUGUUCAAUGGACUUCCUCCUUUUACGUCUCUAACCAGUAACUUUGCUUUUACUGGUAAUCCAGCACUUACGCCACCCGUCACUCUCCCAGGGUCUUUGUUAGCUACUCCGUCUACAACCGCUUCAGCCGUGUCUGCCCCUCAUGUGAGUUCCACUGCCGCCGUACUCUCAGGACUCGCCGCCUCAGCAACAGUCUCUGCUCCACCCUUCUCGCUUAACUUGUCCAGUGCCGUCCCUUCCCUUUUUUCUGUUGCCCAGGGACCUCUGGGAUCAUCAAACCCAUCCUUCCCUGGUUUUCCUGUCUCUAACACACCCUCUGUCACUCCUGCUCUCCCUUCUUUCCCUGGCCUCCAGGCAUCUUCUGCAGUAGCAGCAGUUGCACCGUUGCCGGCAGCUGCCACAGCCCCAUCUCCGGCUCCGGUCCUGCCAGGGUUUGCCUCGGCCUUUAGCUCAAACUUCAACUCUGCACUUGUUGCACAGGCUGGCUUGACUUCUGGACUACAGACACCGGGAAAUGCAGUUUUUCCUGGUCUUUUAUCUCUCCCUGGUAUCCCUGGCUUUCCCCAAAGUGCCGCACAAUCUUCCUUGCAGGAAUUGCAGCAUAGUGCGGCUGCACAGUCAGCACUACUACAGGCACAUUCUGCUUCUGCUCUGGAGAACUAUACAGCUCAGCCUGAAGGUUUUGCUAACUAUCCGUCAACACCAGGAACACCAUUUUCAUUGCAGACAAGUCUGCCCCAGAGUGGAUGGCAAUAAAUACCAGACAUUUUUAAAGACUGCAGUGGUUGCUUGACAGAGCCUGAUCCUAUUCACUCUGAAGGCUGUCUCCGCAUUAGUGGGAGCACGGUCUGAACUGGGGAAAGAGGGGGAAAACAUGAGGGUAAAAUGAUUGCAGGAGGCUGUGUCAGAUGUCAAACCUAAUUUGUGAUUGCAUUUAAUUGAUUCAGGGUCUGAUCCUGUGAAUUGCUGAGCAUCCUUGACUCUCCUUUUGGCUUAUGAGUUGAAUGUUUGGUGUCUUACAGGAUCAGGAACGUUCAAACAGAUGUUUAUGUAAAUAGAGCAAUUGGCUGUCAAACUGAAUGGGGAGAACAAGUAUACUUAAUAGUGUGUAUAAGCACCUAUCCUGUUAUGUUUUGUAUGGUAUAUGUGGUUAAUAUAGAAUGAGAUCUAGACUGAAACUAGAUACUUAAAGCUGUAGACGAUCUUUCGUCUAGAUGCACACUUCUUGCGCGUGCAUAGAUCAAGGUCAGUUUAUGGUUCUUCGGAUCUUUUCUUCGUAUGUGUGAGGAUCUCCUGUUAGCGUCAGCAGUAUGUUAAGGGAAGGCUAGAUCAGAGGGGUGUGGGGGUUUUCUUACGCUUUGAGAUAUUGUCAUGGGCUUGCUGCUGAAUUGAGUACUCCUUUGUCUGAAUCUGAAGAGGAGAGCUAGGAAAUGAUGCUGUACUGUAUUUGGGUAGAAGUGGAUUAAGUUUUACUGGAGUAUGGUUUAGCUAGCUGAGAAUAUGUCUUUCCAAAGUAUAUAAAAGCAUUUUCAUUUGCUUCUAAAGUAAUGUUCCAUAACAUUCUCCUGCCCCCACACCUCUCUGUGAAUGAAAUAAUUGUACUGCGGAUAGGCUGCCUAUCCGGCACUUUUGACUGCAGACUUUUGUGAAUGUUUACAGACAUGGGUCAAGUUCUUCUCUCCCUUAUACUCAUAAACUCACUGGUUUUCUAUAUGCUUUUCAGCUAUAAACCACAACCUGAUGGUGCUUAUGUUAUCCUGCGAAUAUAAGUGGGAGCAGAAUUUGGACCAUGGAUUUUUUAGUAUUUUUCCUUGGAAAACGUACAUGAUUUUAAAGGCAUAUAGCUAAAUUAACUGUAUUGAUUAGGAAGGGUUAUGACGCAGCAUAUAGAAAGGUCUUGCUUUGUUAGUGAAAUUCGGUUGUGCACUCUUCUAAUAAUGUUAGUACCUGUGGCAAUGUGUAACACAUCAUUGAAUAUCAUCUAUUUAAGAUAACUCUUGAUCACGUUCUAGAGACAAUAGAGAUGAAUGAUAUUCAAUCCUGUGAUUAAAUUAAAACGUAGAAGAUACUAUACUGUAGAAAAGCUCUGCACCUAGAGUUUUACUUUUUUAAAGAUGAAUUCUGCUGGGAGAUGUUGCUAAUGUAUUUUCUUUCAAGAUGUGAACAAACUUUUUUAGAACAUUAACUGAAAUUCCUGUAUUGGUUUUUAACACAGUUUUUUUAAAUAAAAAGUUUACAGUCAUGGCAAAAAGGCUUUGCUGACUAUUUACAUAUUUGCCUAAAAUACAGAUGAAUAAACUUGUUUUUACUAAGACACUUCCUAAUGUUUGAUCUUGCUUAUGCUGUUUCUUUAUGAUGCAUAAUUACAUACUGAAUUAUAAAACUGGUUUCCUAAAGAGUGGCAAUAGAAAUAUCCUAUGAAGUGUUUAGAUAAAAAAUUUUAAUAGUGUCCUUGAUACUUUGUCAGCAAUUGGGUAGUCUUGCAUUUUAAUAGUCAAAUUUAAAUAUUACUUUAAAUCUAAAGAUAAAAACAUAGUGCACUUUUACAUUUUUUUAUUUUGCAAAACCUGUUGAAUUCUAAUGAUUCUCCACUCUGAACUGCUUUUAAAAUCAGUGCCUUAUAUCUUGACUCAAGAAAUCUGUGGAAGAUAUCUCUACCAUCUUCAUUAUACUUUCCUUCUCAUUCUUUUCAUGACUUGUUCUUUGUGGAUUUGUAGAUCAAUUGGAGAAGGAGAAAAUAAAAAUAUAGGUAUCUUCUCAAGAGCAAAUUGGCUUUUGUCCCAUAGAUGUGAAUGUAAAGUAGUUCAAAGUCAGUAAGCAUUUUGUAACCUUACUGAGGUGCUGAGUUUGAUCUCUGAUUUGAGUCCUAGUUUCCCCAUCAAGCAAUCGAAGUUUAAGCUAACUCACAUUACCUUGUAGUCAAAAAUAAGUACCAGACAUCAGCUGUUAUGCAGUGUUCUAUCAAAAAGUAAGCAGUUUGUAGUCUGUUUCUGAAAACAUCUGUUGAAUGGUCAUGGGGUAUGGGUUGUCGUUCUUUUCUGUCUGAACAUUAGACAACUCAAAGAUACCUAAGAGACUGUGGAGCCCUGUUUCUCCAAAUGAAAGCAGGUGAGUAGUAGUGAAUAUCCACUGUAUUAAAUGCUAUUCUCCUGAAACAACGUACUUGCUAAGUGGUGUCUAGCCACUUUACCUUUACCCAGAAAAGAGUAUUUCAUGCACAGCUGGUGUAGUUUUACAUAGAAGCUCAUCAUUAGUGUUAGACAAGUGAGCAAAUAGGCUAAAAAGCAUUAAACUGUCAAGGUUUUUUUGUCUAGAAUGGUCUCUCUGGUUCUUACCGAAUCAUAUUGAGCAGGAUUUUGUAAAUUGAACUUUCCAGUGGUUUGGACUAAGGUAAGUUUCAAUUUCUUAAAUAUUUCUCCUGAUGUCAAAUUGUUUUUUAUUAAUUUUUUUUUUCUCUUCAGGAAUAAAGUCUGUGUUCUGCAUUGCAGCAAACUCCUGUGACCCAGCCUUAGAAUUUCGGAAGGGGGUGAUUUGUCCUGAGCUCUUUCAUGCUUACUUGAGCACCAUUUUUAAAAAGCCAAGGAAAAGUCCGCUCCUGAGGCAAACCAUGCCAGAUCUUACACUGAGCCUGUGCGGGGAAAGGGCUGUUGCUGUAUGACUUAAUUCUGGACUAACUAUGAUUUUUUCAUUGUUCAAGUUGCCUAUUACUGCUGUGUUUCAGCUAUGUUGACAGACUGCAAAGAUAAGGUGUAGUGAGAUGUUCUUUGAAAUAAAAUCUUUAUUCAGAACAA
Messenger RNA from Gymnogyps californianus (California condor), 6390 nucleotides. It is a transcript of the gene PROSER1, whose product is annotated as proline and serine rich 1. Lineage: Eukaryota; Metazoa; Chordata; Aves; Accipitriformes; Cathartidae. The record is from RefSeq and is a predicted model, not a curated record. Bases 539 to 3355 code for a protein of 938 amino acids. The transcript has 13 exons.